Messenger RNA from Hippoglossus stenolepis (Pacific halibut), 3027 nucleotides. It is a transcript of the gene ttc5, whose product is annotated as tetratricopeptide repeat domain 5. NCBI's taxonomy places the organism in Eukaryota, Metazoa, Chordata, Actinopteri, Pleuronectiformes, Pleuronectidae. The record is from RefSeq and is a predicted model, not a curated record. Gene Ontology annotation, molecular function: protein binding. The transcript has 9 exons. The coding region runs from base 361 to 1695 and encodes 444 amino acids.
GGGGGCAGUUGGCAGGUGGGGAUCAAAGGCAGCUUCCCACAUAUUCCAAACAGCCUUCCAAACAGUAAGGCAUCAACGGCAGCUGCCUUCCAAACAGUGAGGCCCCAACGGCAGCUUGCUACACAUCCAGUGGCACUUUCUGUUGACACCGGAAGUGCCUCCACGGAGCUCCCGCUGCCACGAUCUGAGCCUGCUCCCGCUGCACCAUCGCGUGCCCGAUCACUCGUGGGAGAAAUGACACUUUUCUCCCCGCGAAUCGACAUCGAGGCCUCGUGUUUAAAAGGUUUUUAUCCGUGAGUUCCGGUUCGUUCCUGUCCUGCUCUCCAGCCGCGAACAGGCUCCUGACGCUCCAGGGCAAAGAUGGCGGAAGACGAGAAGAGUGGCGAGCCAGCGACAGACAAUAACGAGCUGCAGGUUUUCAAGGAGCUUGUGGAUGAACUGUAUAACUUUAGAGACUGCUAUUUUGAGACUCACAGCGUGGAGGAAGCCGGACGGAAGCAAAGCGAUGUCGCGCAGGAAAUGGAGAAGACGCUGAAGAAGCUGCAAGAGAAAGAAGAUGUCUACGAACACAAAGUAGAGUUUCUGCUGCAGAAGGGCAGGUGUCUGAACGUAGCUCCAGACUUCAGCGCCGUGGCAGAGAAGUGUCUUUCCCGGGCUGUGAAGCUGGAGCCUGGCCUGGUUGAUGGCUGGAACACAUUGGGGGAGCAGUACUGGAAAAAAGGAGACUUGACUGGUUCUAAAAACUGCUUCACGGGAGCAUUGCAGCAGAGCAAGAACAAAGUGUCUCUACGUAACCUGUCCAUGGUGCUGAGGCAGCUGCCAGCGGCGAACAGCGACGCACAUAGCAAACAGGUUAUGGAGAGUGUGGACAUGGCCCGACUAGCUGUCCAACUAGAUGUCACAGACGGGACGUCCUGGUAUAUCCUGGGAAAUGCCUACGUGUCCCUGUUUUUCAACUGUGGACAGAAUCCUCAGUUGUCUCAGCAAGCUCUUAGUGCCUAUGCUCAAUCUGAGAAAGUGGACAGAGCUGCCUGUUGUUACCCGGAGCUGCAUUUCAACCGAGCCACACUAUUCCAGUACGAGGAGAUGUUCGGGUGUGCGCUUGAAGGCUACAGCCGAGCGGCAGCACUUGACCCGGGCUGGGAGGAUCCUCCGGAGAAAGAGAAGACGCUGCUGGAGUAUCUGGAGAAAGUCACAGAACUCGUACAGAAAAAGGGGACGGUAAAGGCACGUCGGUUAAGGAACAUGCUCUCUAACCUCAACACGUCGGCUUUGGGUCCCUGCUCCUCCCCUCAGUUCCGUUCCCCCGCAGGCCGUGUGGGCAGCCUGGAGCCUCGGACUCUUUCCUCCCUCUCCCACGGCCACAACGCUGGAGUGGCCACCUUGGGCAAGGUGGUGUUCAGCCUGGCCUCUGAGGGUCGCAUGUCAUUUGCAUUCGGUAUGGUGGACAGCGAGGAGACAUGUAUGGUGGUGAUGGUUUACAACACAGCGAACAGCUGGGGUGUGUUGAUAGGAGACAGCGUAGUCAUUCCUGAACCUCAGCUCAAACGACACAGUAUAACACAUAAAGACAAGUCGUUUGACUUCAGAAGUAUACGAGUGGACUCGCCUCUGCUACUCAUCGUCAACGGAAAGAAACAAAACGUCAACAGUCAGAUCGCUGCCUCCGUCAGCUACAAGCCUCAGUGUGAAUAAGCCGAGCAAGAAGCGAGAGGACCAAACCUUUUUUUUUCUUCUUCUUUUUGCUGGAAAAGCAAGAACAUUCUGGAUAUUUAUGGAAGUUUGAAGUUUCCAAAGUUUGUGCCUGUUUAGUGUUUUUUUUUAUUAUGUAAGUUUCACAUGGUCUUUAGAGACAACUUGUUUAUAUUUAUAAAUAUUUCUCUUUUUUUUUUGUAUUCUGUUGCGCAGACGUGGAGUUGAUUUUCUAAAUGAAUGAACCUGUGAUGACGACAAUGUGAUGUCAGAGUUAUGACUUAAGUUUAUCUUAAAAUUCUUUGGGUUUAGCUCAACCAGUUUACCUGCCACUUUGGUGCUGAGCCGUUACAAACUUCACAAUUCACACAAUUAACUGUAGUUAUUCAGAAACGUCAAUACAAGCAAGUGAAGGAAAUGUUUAUGUUGACCUUAUUUCAUGUCACCUUACAGUACAUGCUUGUCUGUGUAUAACUAUGAACAUGAACUGUCUACUGCAAGAAAAUACAAAUGGCCAAUUGAAAGACACUGGCAGGCUGGAGGUGCUCAGUGAAAAGACUGUUAAUAUUGUAUUUUAAUGACUUCCACUGGACUUGUCACAUAAGGACAGACCUUAAAGUGAAUCUAGAAUAUUAACCCAACAUUUGUUAUUGUCCAAAACCACAUCUCAGGCUUAAAAACCAUCACAAAAAAGUACCUGAGGCAAAAAACUUGAAUUAACAUUAAACCACAACAAUUUGGUGACGAGAGUAAUGGCAGUUAUGAAACCUGCUCCUCUCAGUGCUUCUUGAUGAAUGGCCGGCCUCGCUCCCUGGUAGGGGAGCUGAACUGGAAGAAAGUCUUGGUUCCUUCGGCCUCCAGGCAGGAGAAGAAUCGACUGUCCACAUCAGGGCCCAUGAAGUGGAACUCGGGGCUUCUCUGGGGAGACGCUGCUCGAGCCGUCCCUGGGUGACACACAGCAGGUUAAAGGGAUUGUCUUUCAUUGUUGCACCGACUAAAAUUCCCUGACAUAGACAAUCAGCUCAUUACUCCCACGGUUCUUCCUUCACGACCUCCUCUCGACAAAACACCUACAGCUGUGUCUUCCUUUGUGCCAGUUAACAUUAUUCUUGCUGAGCUUCCUUCCUUUUCUCAUCCAUCAGCAUGGGCACAAUGCGACAAGUGACUUUAUAAAUGCAUUCAAAGUUUUUUUUCCACAUCUGUAUUGGAUGAAGUUUAUUUGUUAUUCUCUACCGGACACACUGUUUCGUAGUGCAACUGACAGCUUCUUUAAUUUUCAGGAAUUAAUAAAUAUGUCCUUUAGCCAAUAAAACCACCAGAAACUGGAUCACUUUC